This is a messenger RNA of Rana temporaria (common frog), 3664 nucleotides long. It is a transcript of the gene PTPDC1, whose product is annotated as protein tyrosine phosphatase domain containing 1. The record is from RefSeq and is a predicted model, not a curated record. Gene Ontology annotation, molecular function: protein tyrosine/serine/threonine phosphatase activity. Bases 177 to 2516 code for a protein of 779 amino acids. The transcript is spliced from 9 exons. Lineage: Eukaryota; Metazoa; Chordata; Amphibia; Anura; Ranidae. Gene Ontology annotation, biological process: protein dephosphorylation; cilium assembly.
CAGCUCUAUGGGUAAUAUGACAGAGCCAAGCUGUUUGUUACUAUAGAAACCUCCCAGCCUAUCACAAAGUGCUGUGAGCUGCUAUAAAUUCAUCAUCGCACAUUUCUUACCAAGUUGUACAGUCUCUGGCACUUGGAGGGAUAGGUCAUUGCACAGCUGGCUGCUGGCUUCAUACAAUGCAGGGGUCGUCCCGAAGGCUCUCCACUGUGAACAUCGUCAGCAACUUCCUCCAUGGCCGCAGAUAUUCCACUAUCCCUAGUGUCAUCCGUCUCCAGAGAAGGCGCAACUCUGCCAUCGAGGUCCUAUCAUCAUCCACUCACAGGGUCAUGGUGGCCAUGUCUUGUGUUACCCCCGGAGAUGCGAGUGCCAACGUUCUUCAGAUAAAGAGAAGUGGCAGACGUCCAACUUCGAAAUACACCAAAGUGGGAGAGCGUUUGCGACAUGUCAUCCCGGGUCACAUGCAGUGUUCCAUGACGUGUGGUGGUCGUGCUUGUAAAUAUGAAAACCCCACCCGAUGGAGCGAUGAGGAACAAGCUAUAAAGGGGCUUUACUCCUCCUGGAUCACAGAUAACAUACUUGCAAUGGCGAGACCCUCAACAGAAAUCAUUGAGAGAUAUAAUAUCAUCAAGCAGUUCAAGAGCUGUGGAAUAAAAACAGUAAUUAACCUGCAGCGUCCUGGGGAGCACGCAAGCUGCGGGAAUUCUUUAGAGCAAGAAAGUGGGUUCACGUAUCUUCCAGAGGCCUUUAUGGAAGCUGAAAUUUAUUUUUACAAUUUUGGAUGGAAAGACUACGGCGUUGCUUCCCUGACCACAAUUCUUGAUAUGGUGAAAGUUAUGUCAUUUGCCUUACAAGAAGGAAAAGUAGCAAUUCACUGCCAUGCCGGCCUAGGACGGACAGGGGUGCUAAUUGCAUGUUAUUUAAUAUAUGCCACAAGAAUGACUGCAGAUCAAGCUAUUUUGUUUGUCCGUGCAAAGAGGCACAAUGCUAUUCAGACCAGAGUCCAACUCUUGUGUAUCCGUGAGUUUACUCAGUUUCUGAACCCUCUGCACAAUGUGUUUGCUUGCUGUGACCCAAAAGCCCACGCCGUCACCUUAUCACAGUACUUGAUCCGCCAGCAGCACUUACUUCACGGAUACGAAGCUCGCCAUCUCAAAUAUGUGCCAAAAAUUGUCCACUUGGUUUGUAGAUUAUUGAUAAACGUAGUGGAAAACAGGCAGGUGGUGGAGAAGGCGAUCGUAGAUGUUCCAGAUCUUUCUGCCGAGAUCGAAAAGACUGUUUCUCAGUUUUCCCCUGAGCAACUUGAUAAAGUUUUAGCCAGUGAAAUUGAAACAGGGGAUUCGUUAGCCCAUUCUGUUACAACCCCAGCUUGUUAUGCAGUUCACGAUUCAGUAUUAACCAGUGAACAGGAGUUUGACCCCCUGUGGAAGAGGAGGAACGUAGAAUGUCUUGAGCCGUUGUCCCAUCUAAAGAAGCGUUUAAGUUACAGUGACUCAGAUCUAAAGAAGGCCGAAAUUCUCAUGGAGCAAGGUGAAACCCCAUGGACAGAGCCAGCAGAGAUGUCUUUUUUGAACAAAAUCAAUGAGCAUAUAAGGGUAAAGCACUGUUUCGAAAAUCAUGGAGUCACGGACCUUAUGCCUUCAGCACGGUCAAACAAAGAACCUUGUGGAAAAGCAGCUUUUUUUUUCUGGAGCCAGAGUAAAGUCGGUAGCAUUGAAACUCCCAGAGAUGGUUCCCCUCUAUUUCACAGACUGAAGCUCCCUAAAGAGAUGCAGCGAAGUCGUACUUUUUCAUUAGGAUAUUCCUCACUAGCAGGCAGUGGCCAAUCAGCUUUAGGAGACUCUGAUUUUUUUAUGUCAAGCAUGACUCCUCGGGACACUACUGAUUGUAAUUGCGCUGCUGAGGACAAUAGAGUACAGGAAGAUAACAGCAUCUCCAAACCUCAGGACACUAACUGCACUUCAUCCAAUGUGACUUUUUAUCUAGAAUGUAGCGAGGCAUCAGACGUUGUCCCACAGAUUGCUCAGGAGUCUGAACUAAGCCUUGAUGCCAGGCGCUUGCUGGCAGCUAAAGCUCUGGCGUGUUUGGUCAAUGAUGGUGCUGAAGAAGUUGAAGAAAAAGUUAGCUUUUGGCAGAAAGAGCUAAACUCUCGAGAAGCAGCAUGGGAUCGCAUCUGCACAGAGAGGAAUCCCUCGCUAUUCAGUCAUUUAAUGUGGUCCUGGCUUGAACAGCUGAAAGAACCUGUUAUCAAAAAAGAGGAUGUUCAUUUGUUAGCAAGUUACCAUAGUGAUCUGGAGAGCGCCCUCUUCCUGCUUGAAAAGGGUCAGCAUCAAACCAUCUUGUGCAUUUUGCAGUGUGUAAGUAACCUUCGACCGAUCCCUGCCGACAUAGAAGACACUAUACUAGAAAGGAUGAUUGCAGCCUUUACAAUGGUUAAGAAAGGUUCAAAGGAAGGCCCUGUGGUUUUCAACACCCUGAAACCAAUCUUUCAGCACAUCUUGACGAAUAUCAGAAAAUAGACGUGACAAGACUUUGGUGGCCCUGGAGCUCACAGACCUGGCCUUGCAAUGUUCAAAUGUGUUUAAAUUCCGCGAGGCUCGUCGUGUGCGUUUCCUGUGAGGUUUGUGUUUAAGUGUUGGCUACACAAAGGGCUUCAAAUACUAAGAAUGUAGAAACCUCGAGGUGACUUCAGCAAACUCUUUUGUAAUUAUUACUUGUCUCUAAAAAGCCUUGUUCACUGUGUUUUACAGCAUUCUUUAUAUGUUUCCAAAGUCUGGUUUAAUAUUUAUGGAUGUUCCUGUUUAAUUUAUUACAUUCUGACCUGGGCAUACUGCUGCCAGUUAGCAGACCCAGCUAAUGCACUGUGAACUGUUUAUUGUAUUCAGUAUGAAGGAUUCUCAGCGGAGGAGGACUGGUCGAGCCUUGACAGACCAGCUGUAGAAUCCUGACAGCCAUAUGUUUAUAAUGUUUUACGGUACAAUAAUUUAUAUAGGGGCGUCACAAAAGAAGACAUUUCAGGUAGGGAUGUUUUUGAAGAAAAAAAAAAACUGAACCGAAUUCUUUUUUAUAGGCCUUACAUUCUUAACAGUCUCUGUUUUACAGCAUAUACAAAUGGAGGGAGGAAAAAGUGACGUUGUUGCCCAUACCAACAUUACUGCCCAUAUUGCCUGAAAAAAAUUAGGACACCUUCCUGCUGUAAGAAAAUUGGGCAUGGUGCUUCAAAUUUAUAUAGUGCCUCCUGCAGAAGGAUGGACACUUAUUAAAGAGAAUCUAAACCUAAAAAUCAAACUUAAUAUAUUGCAGCUUAUCAGUCGUUUUUAACACGAUGGCUGCAUUCGUUUUCAUUUUUCAAACUAUGAACAUUUUCAGAAAGUACAGAAAAUUUCUGUUGAUCUUGCCAGAAAUGCAGUGUGCUUGUCACUUUCUAUGAGCUGAAAUGAAAGCACAAAUAUCUCAGACAUCCGAGGUCUCCCGCAAGGUGCUGGAGUCUCCCGCAAGGUGCUGGAGUCUCCCGCAAGGUGCUGGAGUCUCCCGCAUUUCUACUGCGGCUCCUUGACACCCACCCUUCUGCGGCUGUCGGCUAAAAAGCUAUAAAGGGAGAUUGGUGUUCACAUCUAUCGCUCCCGCUGCAACGAUCAUUCCCUGAUGUUCCCUGUGUCAACCGCCU